This is a messenger RNA of Linum trigynum, 1649 nucleotides long. The record is from the annotation of a GenBank genome assembly. NCBI's taxonomy places the organism in Eukaryota, Viridiplantae, Streptophyta, Magnoliopsida, Malpighiales, Linaceae.
UUCCAUUUAUAGUCACUCGAAUUAGUUGAACAGUUCAAGUUCGAUCACUCUCCGUUAACCUCCGUUAACUUUGACUGACGUGGCGGUCAACUCUGACAGUUGACCGUUAAAUGUGUGACGUGGCAAAUAAAAAAUAAUUAAAAAAAUAAAAAUUAAAUUUUUAGAAAUUACACAUCAUUAUAAAAAAAUUAUAAUUAUAAAAAAUGAAAAAUAGACAUAUUGACGAAAAAAGUCUGAUCCGUCAACUACCCCACCUUCCCGGCUGUGAGAUCUGGUUGGUUGCCGGUUCGUCACCAAUUCGGGGCAAACGGAGAAACGCAGGAAAACAAAGAUGAAAAUUCCCAACCCGCCAUGGACAAAUUCCCGAGAAAAUUCCUCUCCGUUUCUUAUCGAUUCCUAGCGACCAAACACCCCGCCGAGAAAAAAAAAUUUCACUUGUUUCUCACUGCACAAACGACCAAAUCACCCGCCAGACAAGAGAUUCCCACUGCCCAUUUCCCUCCCCCCGCCAGAUCAUUCACCACCACCACGAUACAAUAAUGUCGUCGUCCCAAAUCCUCCCCGUCACCACAAUCCACCACCAUAAAUCCCCCCAAAAUUUGGGGAAUUCCUCCUCGCCGCCAAUUGCAGAGACUUCGCUGUCGAUCAAAGAAGAAGACGAAGAGGAGAGUGUUAAUCAGAUGGUGAUGAACCUAGUCAUCGACGACCCUUCAACCCGGCUAUUGAUUUCUUCCUCCGACGAGAUUACCACAUCCCACAAGAAGCCUCUGUUGUCGCGGAAUUCUAGUUUUUCAGGUAUUUCCACUGCCAGAAGUAGUACUAGUAGUAGUGGUAGUAGCAGUAGCGAAGGGUUCGGCAAGUUUUAUGAUCACAGCAAGAAGAAGAGGCGUCGUCGGACGGCUAGUGAAACGUGUCUGCUUUCCUCGAUUGUUUGUUCAGAUGGUGGUGGCGGUGGUGGUGGGGCGGGGGAUGAAGGGAGCGGCCGGCAGCAGUCGUUGAGCCGUGAAGUGGGUCAUGCGGCGGCCGAGACGUUUCUGCUUACCAGAUUGAGUUUGCAGCUCUUGACCUAUCUUGGGGUAGGCUAUAGAUGGGUGAUGAGAUUUGUUGCUCUUGGUUUCUACUCGUUGAUGCUUAUGCCGGGUUUCAUUCAAGGUUUGUGAUGCCCACACUGCUUUCCUACUAAUGUUAAGUUACCAUCCAGCAUCAAAGCUUCUAUCUUUGUGUGCAGUUGGAUAUUAUUAUUUCUUCUCCAAGCAAGUGAUCAGAAGUGUAGUUUAUGGUGAUUUGGUGGUGAGAACUACCACAUCACCUUCGACGCUAGUAACCUGCUGUCGUCUGAUCCUAAUCGUGUUAAGAGAACCUAUCAAGCUGAGGUUUAUCGGAACAUCAGUGGCGUUCUGUAAAAAAAAAAUUUAUAAUUAUAAUUUCUUUUUUUCAUUUUUAUAAUUAUAAUUUUUUUUAUAAUGAUGUGUAAUUUCUAAAAAUAUAAUUUUUAUUUUUUAAUUAUUUUUUAUUUGCCACGUCACACAUUUAACGGUCAACUGUCAGAGUUGACCGCCACGUCAGUCAAAGUUAACGGAGGUUAACGGAGAGUGACCGAACUUGAACUGUUCAACUAAUUCGAGUGACUAUAAAUGGAAUAAAUUAAU